AUGAAAUCAAGUUUACCGGAGAAUCGAGUGGGUGAGAAGGGAGGUCCAGAAUCAUCCUUGCUGUUGAACAGUUUUUCAACGGUUGUCAUGCAGUCAACAUAUUGGAGAACAGCUGAUGAUAUUGAAUCCAUUGUGGAUAUUCCAAUUCAGGAUCCGCCAGAGGAGGAUUUUUCUUCUGCUGAUUUAAGUUGGACCAAGUUUGGCUCUUCUGAGCAUCAUGAUGAUGUAGCACUCAUUCCUUAUUCACGAGUUGAUUCAUUUAUAAUUGGAGAGUGCUCUAAUGUAGAAUGCCCAACACGGUUUCAUAUUGAGAGGGGAAGAAAACGAUCUAAGGGCAGCUUGAAGGAGUACAAGAACGAUGCAUAUUUGGAAUAUAGGCUGUAUUGGUGUUCAUUUGGUCCUGAAAAUUAUGGGGAAGGUGGUGGUGUGUUACCUAGUCGAAGAUAUCGACUUAACACCAGAAAUCGUGCUGCCAGACCUCAGUCCAUGCGAGGCUGUACAUGCCAUUUUGUAGUGAAGAGGCUGUAUGCUCGUCCAUCACUUGCACUCAUUAUAUAUAAUGACAGGCGUCAUGUCAACAAGUCAGGUUUUAUCUGCCAUGGGCCCCUUGACAGAGAUGCCAUUGGCCCUGGAGCCAAGAAAAUUCCUUAUAUUUGUAAUGAGAUUCAACAGCAAACAAUGUCUAUGAUCUAUCUUGGCAUUCCUGAAGAGAGUGUGUUAGAGAAACAUAUUGAGGGUAUUCAGCGAUACUGUGGUUCAAAUCCUAAUGUCAACACUCUGGCUUCUCAGUAUGUUCAAAAACUUGGGAUGAUCAUUAGACGGUCUACCCAUGAGUUGGAUCUAGAUGAUCAAGCUAGCAUUCGAAUGUGGGUUGAACGCAAUAAGAAAUCUAUUUUCUUUUAUCAGGAUUCAUCAGAAACAGAUCCUUUCAUUCUUGGUAUUCAAACUGAAUGGCAGUUGCAACAAAUGAUUCGUUUCGGUCAUCGCAGUCUCAUGGCAGCUGAUUCAACAUUUGGCAUAAAGCGACUUAAGUAUCCCUUGUGCACACUUCUUGUUUUUGAUUCUAGACAACAUGCACUCCCUGUUGCAUGGGUCAUCACACGUAGCUCUGCUAAGCCUGACGUGGCUAAAUGGAUGAAAGCUUUACUUGAUCGUGCUCAGGGCAUUGAAAUUGGAUGGAAAAUCAGUGGAUUUCUCAUUGAUGACGCAGCGGCUGAGAUUGAUCCCAUAAGGGAGAUAUUUUGUUGUCCUGUCUCCUUUUCCUUGUGGCGUGUUCGUAGAUCAUGGCUUAGAAAUAUUGUUAGAAAAUGCAGUAAUAUUGAAAUUCAGCGGGAAAUUUUCAAGCAACUAGGAAAUAUACUGUACAGUAUAUGGGAUGAAGGUGAUGCUUUUGCUUCCUUGGAAGAAUUAAGUCAGGAUUUUGUUGAUCAAACUGCCUUUAUUGAGUACUUCAAAGCCUCUUGGGUACCUAAGCUCGAGAUGUGGCUUUCAACAAUGAAAACUCUUCCACUGGCUAGCCAGGAGGCAUCUGGUGCCAUAGAAGCUUAUCAUGUGAAGCUGAAAGCCAAACUAUUUGAUGAUUCACAUCUUGGUGCACUCCAGAGAGUUGAUUGGUUAGUACACAAGUUGACGACUGAGUUGCAUUCAAGCUACUGGCUUGAUCGGUAUGCAGAUGAAAGUGAUUCUUUUCAAAAUGUUAAGGAGGAAUAUAUUGCAUCUACAUCAUGGCACCGGGCACUGCAAAUUCCGGAUUCUGCAGUUACCUUGGAUGAUAAGGAACAUCUCUUUGCAAAGGUCUUGAGCCAGAAAGACAGCAGCCUGACACAUCUUGUGUGGAACCCUGGUUCAGAAUUUGCUUUCUGUGAUUGUGCAUGGUCAAUGCAAGGAAACAUUUGCAAGCAUAUUAUCAAAGUCAAUAUGAUGUGUGCAAGUUGUGAAGGAUAUAAACCUUCCAUGUCUUUUCAGUCAUUAAAAGAUGUAUUAAUAAAUCUAUCGAAAAUACCAAUGGACGACUCAGUUGCUCUAGAUCAGUCUGUGGCGUGGACUCACCAGAUGCUUGAUCAAAUUAAACAACUGGUUGAACUGAGUCGUUCAAAUAAUAUUGGCGCAGUUGUAAGUAAUCUGCCUCUGAAAUGGGUUUUGAAGAAAGGCAGGACAUUUACUGGUAUACCAUCAUCUACUCUGGCUCUUCCCUUGGCUUCUGAUACUAGUACACAGAAUGCCACUGCACGUAAAAAGAACCGAAAGAGAAAAAGACUGUCUCGACUAAGAUGAUUGCAUGAAUAGGUAGAUAUACAAUUCCUUCAUGGAUAAUUUUGGCUCCUGAAAAUUGAGGUUUUCUGCUUAACAACCAUAUUCGAUUUUGAUGUGUCCGGCUUAUCAUCAUAACUCUCUUCCUGGUUGAGUUUUAUCUUUGCCCGAAAUCUUAUGUUCUAUCAAGGAUUAGUGAACACCUUGCCACCACCAAUGUAGAUUGUUGAAUGGUGUGGUUUUUGAAUGGUCGAAAGUGUAAAGAUGCAGUUGAGGAGACUAAAGAUUUGGAUACUGAUGUUGUUUGCACAUUCAUCUUUGGGAAAAUUCUUGUGCGAUCGCAAUUGCCAAUAAGGUAGCUUUCAGGCUCUGCUUCAGACUUUAUAAAGCAAUCAAGAGCAUUUAACAUUUGUUUUCUUCGCCCAGUUCCUUGUGCUUAUGCCUUUUGGUAUUCUUUUUUUUCUUACCUCGAAUAUGUUUCAAUUCCGAGAAGGAAAAAAAAAAAAAAAAAA
Pistacia vera is the source of this 2762-nucleotide messenger RNA. RefSeq lists its product as uncharacterized. Lineage: Eukaryota; Viridiplantae; Streptophyta; Magnoliopsida; Sapindales; Anacardiaceae. Gene Ontology annotation, molecular function: zinc ion binding. The transcript has 7 exons. The record is from RefSeq and is a predicted model, not a curated record. Bases 1 to 2274 code for a protein of 757 amino acids.